AAUUCAUUUUUUAUUUUUUUUAGCUCNNNNAUUAUGUUUUUUUUCCUAAUCUCCGAAAGAAAAUUGAAUAAGAAUCGAGAUAAAAUGGCUGUUUACAAGCAGAAGAAGAAUCGGGCCGUUAAGGCCAACCGGUUUCUUAUUAGCGUCACCGUUGUGGGUAGCGCGGGCCCGAUUCGGUUCGUGGUAAACGAGGAUGAGCCCGUUUCUGCUGUGAUUGACCACGCAUUGAAAGCGUAUGCGCGUGAAGGAAGGCUUCCUCUUCUCGGAUCUGACUUCAAUAACUUUAUGCUCUACAGCCCCAUUUCUGGAACUGAAGCUUUGCUUCCAUGGGAGACGAUCGGGUCAUUUGGUGUUAGAAAUUUCUUCCUGUGCAAGAAGCCACAAACAGAGACUGUUAUUGCCAUUUAUGAUGAUAAAGCAUCUCAAGUGAGCAAGAAGGGGGGAGGAAGUUGGAAAUCAUGGUUCCAUAAAUCUCUCAACCUUAAGAUAUCUCUUCAAUGAAAUGAAAUUCAGGUUCAGCUGAGGAUAGGAUUCCUUUUGGAAGUCUCAUAUAAUAGUUUUGCUUCAUUCAAUGUGACCUUCAUAUUGUUUCUCACAUCAAUAAAAACAAUUUGUUUCGUACGGUGGUUUUUGUUGAAGCGGUUGCAUGUAGAUCUCGUCUAUUUCGGCUGAAAAGUUGUUUUUUAUUUGUUUUAACGAGAUAAUUAGAAAGUUGUAUGCCAAACUCGAAAGUUUGGAUACAUUCCCUUGAAUCUACGGAGAGCCUCCCAACUAAGAGCUUGUUUGGAAACACUUUUCAAAUGAAUUUUUG
Messenger RNA from Striga asiatica, 811 nucleotides. The record is from the annotation of a GenBank genome assembly. NCBI's taxonomy places the organism in Eukaryota, Viridiplantae, Streptophyta, Magnoliopsida, Lamiales, Orobanchaceae.